Messenger RNA from Thamnophis sirtalis, 255 nucleotides. The record is from RefSeq and is a predicted model, not a curated record. Lineage: Eukaryota; Metazoa; Chordata; Lepidosauria; Squamata; Natricidae.
AUGGAGAUGCUGGAGCCCCGCGCUCACCCUCCUUCUUCGCCUUCGGCGCCAUCUUGGCUGGGCGCAAAAGAGGCUGUCCCAGCGAAGACGGAGGCAAAAUCCAAGGCACUUAAAGCAAAGAAAGCCGUGUUGAAAGGAGUCCACAGUCACAAGAAGAAGAAGAUCCGGACGUCUCCCACCUUCCGGAGACCAAAGACUUUGCGGUUACGUCGGCAGCCCAAGUAUCCCCGGAAGAGCGCCCCGAGGAGGAACAAG